Molecule: messenger RNA, 1329 nt
Organism: Cyclopterus lumpus (lumpfish)
Lineage: Eukaryota; Metazoa; Chordata; Actinopteri; Perciformes; Cyclopteridae
Gene: ttc9c
Product: tetratricopeptide repeat domain 9C
Exons: 4
Coding region: 238-948 (236 amino acids)
Molecular function (GO): protein binding
Source: RefSeq, a predicted model, not a curated record
GCCUUGUUGUGGCAGUAACGCUGCAAGAAGUCCGAGUUGUGAUCUCUUCUCCAGAGAACAAGGAUACGCCAGUAGAACAGCAGAAUGAUCGACAACUGCAAGAAGUAGCUUUCCGUUGAUUAUCUCUUCUGGUUGCGAAUAAGGUGAGAAAUGUAUACAUCACACGUGAAGACACCAAACCGGUGAAGACGAGUGGACAUCUUGAAGGGGACGAGCGUUAACCGCUCAAUUGCAGAAAUGGAGGCUGCAGGAGGAGAUGAGAGCAUGGAUGUGCAAGGGGAAGUGGCAGAACCAAGCUUUUCUGGACACCGACGGACUUCUGUAAAGCCAGUUUGGACUUCGCUGGAGGAAGCAGUCCUCAUGAAAACGGAAGGGAAUGUUUUCUACAGGGAGAAGAACAUUCGCUCGGCCAUUGGCCGUUAUCACCGAGCUCUGCUGGUUCUCAGAGGCCUCGACUCUGAUGUGAUGGCGUCGGUGAAAGGGUUUGGACCGGAGAUACCUGCUCUCACACCUGAACAGGAUGCUUUACUGAGAAACACACAAGUGGACUGCUACAACAACUUAGCUGUCUGUUUGUUGCAGAAGCAGAGCGUCGACUAUUCUCGUGUGCGGGACUACAGCCUGCGGGUGCUGCAGUGGCGACCGGGUGACGUCAAAGCAAUGUACAGGGCAGGAGUAGCCACUCUGGAGAUGGGAGAUGCACAGACUGCCAAACAGUACCUCACCCAGGCCUGCAGAGAGCAGCCUAAUGAUGCCAAUGUGAGAAAACAGCUGCAGAGAGCAGAGGAGAAACUGAGUCUGGAUUUACAAAAAGAGAGGGCCAUGUACCGAGGCAUGUUUCCCUGCAGCGUGAAGAGCGGAGCCGAAGAAGAGAUUAACCAAACCCACAGAGCCAGUGAAGAAGUUUUAGCCGGCCAGCUCAACCCACCAAACGAAGCCUCAAACUGAGAGACUCUGUUCAGCCUCAACUGACGACAAACCAACUAAAGAAUGUUCACACAUCUUGACUCAUGUUACCUUUUAGGUGUUGAUCAGGAGAGCGUAGGAAAGUAAGAAUAAAAAAUUACACAGAAUACUGGGAGGCGGUCAAAAUUAAACGAAAGAUGUCGCUGCUGAAAAUAGAAAGGAGAGGAUGGGAAAGUUAGUUUCCUAGCAACACGGAUGCAAGGCUGUAUUUAGUUUGGAUAUUUCACAAAAAUGCCUCUGAAAGCUAAAGUAACACUCGUAAUGCACUAAAAGUUCUGAUUAUGCCUUCAUGAUUGCAGCUGUCUGAUCAAUACUGUGAAUGCAAUUUUGUGAGUUUUCAAGUAAAUUUUUUUUAAAAAUAAA